Molecule: messenger RNA, 606 nt
Organism: Cottoperca gobio
Lineage: Eukaryota; Metazoa; Chordata; Actinopteri; Perciformes; Bovichtidae
Product: transcription factor HES-2-like
Exons: 3
Coding region: 1-606 (201 amino acids)
Molecular function (GO): protein dimerization activity
Source: RefSeq, a predicted model, not a curated record
AUGAGUCCCAGCAUCACUACUGAGGCCAACCAGCCUCUCCCUGCCAGGUCCACUGUGGCCCAGAGAAAACAAGCCAACGAACAGAGAAAGACUCUUAAACCCUUGUUGGAGAAGAGAAGACGUGCUCGUAUCAACGACAGUCUCAGUCAUUUGAAAAGUCUGAUUCUUCCUCUGGUUGGCAAAGAUAACGCACGCUACUCCAAGUUGGAGAAAGCUGAUAUUCUGGAAAUGACCGUCCGCUUCCUCAGAGACCUUCCUUCCACUCCUGUCAAAGAUUCUGCAGAGAGUUACAGAGAGGGCUACAAAGCUUGCCUCCAGCGCGUCUCCACUCUGCUCCCCAACACGAGCCUGGAUCAAGACGCGUGUCAGCGGGUGAACGAAUUCGUUCAGCAGUCCACAUCCACCACUGUCGCCCCAACCUGCCUGAACUGCUGCGCUCAGAGCUCCAGGACUCUCCCUCAGAUCCAACAGAGACUCCUGAGCCUCAAAUCCAGCUUCAGCUCCAGACCGGAGAGCCAGUCCCGCGGCAGCAGCGGCGCAGUGGCUCCCAGCCGAGCGCAGCCCGGCCCACAGGCUGUCAGCGCUUCCAUGUGGAGACCUUGGUAG